CACGCUGACACUGUUAAAGCCAGUUUAAUCAAGUUGGUUGCUGGAAUACCUUUUGUGUUGCAUUUUUAAAUAGAGGCUUACAAGAGUACUAUUACACUGUAAGCAGUCUAAAAAUUGCAAUUGAAAAAAAAAAACAUUCGGGAUGUUUAGAUUUACAAUUAUAUCAGCUUUAGUCGCAAUCACAGUUGGACAAGACUAUAAUAAUCAUCCAACUCGACAACCUGUUGCAAUUAUUAGUGAACAAAGGUACUUGUCAGGAAAUGGAAAAUUUGGUGCUGCAUAUAGCCAAGAAGAUGGUAUAAAUUUUAAAGAAGAAACCGAUUCUGAUGGAACUCGUCACGGUAGUUAUAGUUAUGUAGAUCCAACUGGACAACGUCGUACAAUUUCCUAUACUGCUGGAAAGAAUGGUUUCCAACCAACUGGUGAUCAUUUACCAGUUCCACCACCCGCACCACCACAACCCGUUCCACAACCAGGAUACCAACCAAAUCCACAAUAUCAAGCUCCAAAUAAUAACUAUCAAGCACCUAGAGGUAAUCCAGACUAUGAUGACGGAAGUUAUGACACACGCUAUAACAAUCCAGGCUAUGACCAAAAACCUUCCUAUACGCCGCCACAGCCAGCAUAUAAUCCACCUCAGCAAAGUUACCAACCUCCCCAACAACAAUACCAGCCUCAACAACAAUAUCAACCACCACAACAACAAUACCAGCCACAGCAAUACCAACAUACAACUCAAAACCCUCAUCGAUUUAAACCACCUGGAAAAUUAUCAUUAAAUAGAACACCGGAUGGUUUUAGUUUCAGUUUUAAUAAAGUUUAAAUAACGAAUGAAUGUUUUAAUAAAAAAAAAAAUUACUAGUUUA
Molecule: messenger RNA, 866 nt
Organism: Episyrphus balteatus (marmalade hoverfly)
Lineage: Eukaryota; Metazoa; Arthropoda; Insecta; Diptera; Syrphidae
Gene: Cpr100A
Product: endocuticle structural glycoprotein SgAbd-8
Exons: 3
Coding region: 143-823 (226 amino acids)
Cellular component (GO): chitin-based extracellular matrix
Molecular function (GO): structural constituent of chitin-based larval cuticle
Source: RefSeq, a predicted model, not a curated record